AUGGCUCCGUCAUCUGAAACUUCCGUCCGCAAGAACAUGAUUCCUUCAUUUCUCUACGGUUCCUCCCCUAAAACCCUACCGGUUAUUCACCAGAUCAUCAACUCCGGCCCCGCUCCUUCCGCCGCCGCGUCGCCUUCUUUGACCGGAACUGGAUCUUUCAUGAUUCCUUCUCCUAAGGAAUCCGGUAAGAUCGAGAUGUACUCGCCGGCUUUCUAUGCUGCCUGUACCGCUGGUGGAAUUCUGAGCUGUGGUCUUACUCACAUGACCGUCACUCCUCUUGACUUAGUCAAGUGUAAUAUGCAGAUUGAUCCUACCAAGUACAAGAGCAUCUCAUCAGGGUUUGGAGUUUUGCUCAAGGAGCAGGGAGUUAAGGGCUUUUUCCGUGGCUGGGUGCCUACCUUGCUUGGUUACAGUGCACAGGGUGCUUGCAAAUUUGGAUUCUAUGAGUUCUUUAAGAAGUACUAUUCUGAUAUUGCUGGUCCAGAGUAUGCAAACAAGUACAAGACCUUGAUCUACCUUGCUGGUUCAGCUUCUGCUGAGGUCAUUGCCGAUGUUGCACUUUGCCCAUUUGAAGCUGUGAAAGUACGUGUUCAAACUCAGCCUGGUUUUGCUAGAGGUCUUGGUGAUGGGCUCCCAAAAUUUGUCAAAUCUGAAGGAGUUUUGGGGUUGUACAAGGGAUUAGUGCCUCUAUGGGGACGACAAAUUCCAUACACAAUGAUGAAAUUUGCUUCUUUUGAAACCAUUGUUGAGCAAAUCUAUAAACAUGCCAUCCCCAGGCCAAAGAGCGAGUGCAGCAAAUCUCUGCAACUUGGUGUCAGUUUUGCUGGUGGAUAUGUUGCUGGUGUACUUUGUGCAAUUGUGUCUCAUCCUGCUGAUAACCUUGUAUCUUUUCUGAACAACGCUAAAGGUGCCACAGUUGGUGAUGCUGUUAAGAAGUUUGGUGUUGUGGGUCUUUUCACCCGAGGCCUCCCUCUCCGUAUCGUUAUGAUUGGAACACUUACAGGAGCCCAGUGGGGAAUAUAUGAUGCUUUCAAAGUCUUUGUGGGGCUGCCAACAACUGGUGGUGCAGCUCCUCCUGCUGAGAUCGUAAAGGCAUAA
This is a messenger RNA of Vicia faba (fava bean), 1098 nucleotides long. The record is from the annotation of a GenBank genome assembly. NCBI's taxonomy places the organism in Eukaryota, Viridiplantae, Streptophyta, Magnoliopsida, Fabales, Fabaceae.